Molecule: messenger RNA, 2489 nt
Organism: Oryzias latipes (Japanese medaka)
Lineage: Eukaryota; Metazoa; Chordata; Actinopteri; Beloniformes; Adrianichthyidae
Source: RefSeq, a predicted model, not a curated record
GGGGGGCAGGGGGGGGCAGGAGGAGCAUGCUCCCGCUGCUGAAAUGUCAGACCUGCUUCAGAAACUCACAGUGACAGGCGGACAGACCGGACCGAUCAGUUCUUACUAAACAAACCGAUCCGGGACGUGCGUGUCCGCGAGUGCGAGGCUGUCAGCUGACAGGUUUCAGGUCAGACCGGAAAACGCGCACUGACCCCUGCCGACGCUUUCUUCGGCCUUUCCUCCGGAAAAGGACGAGAGGAGCCGAAGGCGGCUCGGCUCCGGCGCGCACAGCCGCGCUCGCGCGGAUCAGGUGAAGGAGGCUCGCGCGCGGGUGUGAGCUCCUCUCCACGUGAGCAGCAGGCGGUCACAGACACGAGGAAGUUCCGCUCGUUGUUCCCGCGUGGCAGGCGAACUUCAGGUGACUAUGGGGUAACACCUGAGGAGGAGCGCGCGGCUCUGCAGGCGAAGGUUGGACGCGGGAAAACUUGAAGCAGGUCCCGCCAUGGUCAAGAAGAGCCCACCCGGCUGGGUCCUCCAGGACCCCGAAGAGGACCUGGUCCACGUGAACGUGGGGGGUCUGAGGAGGAGCCUGUGUUCCAGCACGCUGAAGAGGUUUCCGGACACGCGGCUGGGGAAGCUGCUGGCGUGCGCCUCGGAGGAGGACAUCCUGCAGGUCUGCGACGACUACGACGUGCAGCAGAAGGAGUUCUACUUUGACAGGAACCCCGGCCUUUUCCCGUACGUCCUCCACUUCUACCAGACGGGAAAACUCCACGUGAUGGAGGAGCUGUGCGUCUUCUCCUUCAGUCAGGAGAUCGAGUACUGGGGCAUCAACGAGUUCUUCCUGGAUUCCUGCUGCAGCUACCGUUACCACGACCGCAAGCUGGAAAGCAGCCGCCAUCGCAGCUGGGACGAGGACAGCGAGGUCAGCAGCGUGGACACGUGUGUGGAUGAGAUCUCCGACCUGAACAGGGACAUGCAGCAUUUCCGGCACGUGCGCUACGGGAACCUGAAGAGAUGUUUGUGGCUGACGCUGGAGAACCCCGGCUACUCUAUCCCCAGCAAGCUGUUCAGCCUGCUGUCCAUCGGCGUGGUGCUGACCUCCAUCGCCGCCAUGUGCAUCCACAGCCUCCCGGAGUAUCAGACCUUCGACGCGGACGGGAAGUUGAUGGAAGACCCGACCUUGCAGGCCCUGGAGGUCUUCUGCAUCUGCUGGUUCUCCUUCGAGGUGAGGACGGCUGCGGCCGGCGCCUCCGACGCUAAAGAUGGCUGCCUGUGGAAACGGCGUCUGUGUGUCUUGGAGGUGGGGACGCGGCUGCUGCUGGCGCCGAACAGGAGGAAGUUUUUCCGCCAUCCGCUGAACAUCAUCGACUUGGUGUCCGUGGUUCCCAUCUACAUCACCCUGGUGUUCGACGUGACUCUGGGCUCCGAGUCCGAGCUGGGGAACCUGGGCCGACUCAUCCAGGUGUUCAGGUUGAUGAGGAUCUUCAGGGUUCUGAAGUUGGCUCGACACUCCACCGGUCUGCGCUCGCUGGGGGCCACUCUGCGGCACAGCUACCGUGAGGUGGGCAUCCUGCUGCUCUACCUGGCCGUGGGCGUGUCCGUCUUUUCUGGAAUUGCCUACACGGCGGAAUGCGAGGAGGACGUGGGUCUGGACACCAUCCCGGCGUGCUGGUGGUGGGGGACGGUGAGCAUGACCACCGUGGGUUACGGAGACGUGGUGCCGGUCACCGUAGCAGGGAAGCUGGCGGCCAGCGGCUGCAUUCUGGGCGGCACCCUGGUGGUGGCGCUGCCCAUCACCAUCAUCUUCAACAAGUUCUCGCACUUCUACCGCCGGCAGAAAGCUCUGGAGGCGUCGGUGAGGAACAACAACACCAAGAAGAUGAGGAUGAGCUGCGAGAACGAGCCGGACGAGGAAGAUGACGAGGAACUGGACAGUCGCUGUCUGGACGGAGAUGGCAUUGAGGACGACGAUGAAGAUGACAUUGAUCUAGAGGACGAAGGAGGCGUGGUAAACUACAGUUACGUCGAGCAUCCGUCGUACUCGUGGGUGAUGAGGAAGGAGAUGGAGCUGCAGUGAAGGAGCUUCUCUCUCCACUUCGGGUCACUUCGUCAAAUAAUUCGGAAGAACGCGAUGGAUGUCCGUUUGACUUAAGUCCGAGUUGGUUCCAUCCACGAUCGGUCUGGGUUCUCCUUUGACGUCAUGUGAUGGACUCAAGAGAACCAGAACAAGAGACCCCUCCCCCAUGGAAAAGGGUUCACUCUCACCCCCAGUCGAGUCAAUUAAAUCACCAUUUUUCAUGAUGCAGACGGCACAGCCAGACGUUAGUAAGCAGUGAUUGGUCCCGCUUGGUCUGAGUCACCGUUUCCAUGGCAACCACUCACCAUCAGAAAUGAGCUUGCCGCAAGGCCACACCCCUACCACUUAGAAGCAGGCUACACAAAAUCUUUGGACGUGGGGGCCAGCAGGCUCUGCCUACUUUUACUGAAGGAUCUGAUUGGUCAGU